Messenger RNA from Loa loa (African eye worm), 258 nucleotides. RefSeq lists its product as hypothetical. Gene Ontology annotation, cellular component: membrane. The coding region runs from base 1 to 258 and encodes 85 amino acids. The record is from RefSeq and is a predicted model, not a curated record. Gene Ontology annotation, molecular function: calcium channel activity; protein binding. Lineage: Eukaryota; Metazoa; Nematoda; Chromadorea; Rhabditida; Onchocercidae. Gene Ontology annotation, biological process: calcium ion import across plasma membrane. The transcript has 2 exons.
AUGUAUUUUGGCGAAUAUCCAUUAUCAUUUGCGGCAUGCAUUAAUCAAACGGAUUGUUUCCGAAUAUUGGUAGCAAAAAAAGCUGAUUUAAAUCAAAAGGAUACAAACGGAAAUACGGUUUUACAUCUUGCUGUAAUUCAUGAACAGCCAGAAAUGAUUAAACUAUCAUACAACAUGGGUGCUAAGCUACAAAUAGUGAACAAGCAAAAUUUAACUCCGCUUACUUUAGCAGCACAUUUGGGAAAGAAAGAGGUAUGA